AAAAAAAAAAACUAAAACCAACCGAGAUUCUCGCGCGCGGAGGGCGUCGCGACCGAAAAAGAAAAAUGAUGGAGGACCCGGCCCAAGUGCUGUUCACCGAGCUGCCGGUGCCGCUGCUGUCGACGGCCGCCCUGCUGCGGCACCACCACAACCGGUACCAGCCGUACCACCUGCCGCACCGCUUCCACAUACAGGAGUUCAUCGAGCGGCGGCCGCCCGUCCGCGAUCACCACCAACACCAACACCAAACGGAAAUCGAUGGUGAUGGAGACGGAGGCGGUUCGACGCACGUUUCGAGCCUCUAUCCGGAGAUAUUGGCGAUCAUCUUCGGACAUUUGGACGUGAGGGAUAAGGGCAAGGUGGCGCAGGUGUGUACGAGUUGGCGCGACGCGGCUUAUAGGAAGAGCGUGUGGCGCGGCGUCGAAGCUAAAUUGCAUUUGAGACGGGCGAAUCCGUCGUUGUUCGCUUCGUUGGUGCGCAGGGGGAUUAAAAGAGUGCAAGUGCUUAGUUUGAGGAGAUCUUUGCGGGAUGUGAUACAAGGCAUCCCGAACCUGGAAUCCCUAAACCUAAGCGGUUGCUACAACGUUGCCGACGUCGGUAUAUCGCACGCCUUCGUCUCCGAUUGCCCGUCGUUGACCCAACUCAAUUUGUCGUUGUGCAAACAGGUGACAGAUAAUUCGUUGAGUCGCAUCGCCCAAUAUUUGAAGAACUUGGAGGUGCUCGAAUUGGGCGGUUGUUGUAACGUCACCAAUACCGGGCUGGUGUUGAUCGCCUGGGGACUGAAGAAGUUGAAGAGACUGAAUUUGAGGAGUUGCUGGCACGUCAGCGAUCAGGGUAUCGGGCAUUUAGCGUUAGGGAAUCAAUCGUUGGAGUAUUUAGGACUCCAGGACUGCCAAAGACUGUCCGACGAGGCGCUGAAGCACGCCACCGGCCUCACCUCGUUGAAAUCCAUCAACCUAUCGUUUUGCAUCAGCAUCACCGACAGCGGCCUCAAACACCUCGCCAAGAUGUCGAACCUGCGCGAGCUCAACCUGCGCUCCUGCGACAACAUCUCCGACAUCGGCAUGGCCUAUUUGGCGGAAGGCGGAUCGCGAAUUUCCUCGUUGGAUGUUUCGUUUUGCGAUAAAAUCGGCGACCAAGCGCUCGCCCACAUCUCGCAAGGUUUGUUCAAUUUGAGGAGUCUGUCGUUGAGCGCCUGCCAAAUCAGCGACGACGGUUUGGCGAAGAUCGCCAGUACUUUGCACGAUUUGGAGACGUUGAAUAUAGGGCAGUGUAGCAGGGUGACCGAUAAAGGUUUGGCGAACGUCGCGGAAUCGUUGGUGAGAUUGAAGUGCAUCGAUUUGUACGGUUGCACGAGGAUAACGACUGUGGGUUUGGAGAAGGUGAUGAAGUUGCCGCAAUUGGGCGUGUUGAAUCUCGGAUUGUGGCACGUUAGGUGAAACGCGUUCCGGUGGUUUAGGUAGAUAUGAUUGAAAAAAAAUUAUUGAUUUUUUUUUUUUUUU
Messenger RNA from Phyllotreta striolata, 1502 nucleotides. The record is from the annotation of a GenBank genome assembly. Lineage: Eukaryota; Metazoa; Arthropoda; Insecta; Coleoptera; Chrysomelidae.